Molecule: messenger RNA, 991 nt
Organism: Brassica napus (rape)
Lineage: Eukaryota; Viridiplantae; Streptophyta; Magnoliopsida; Brassicales; Brassicaceae
Product: protein SHORT HYPOCOTYL IN WHITE LIGHT 1
Exons: 4
Coding region: 91-720 (209 amino acids)
Biological process (GO): negative regulation of photomorphogenesis; regulation of abscisic acid-activated signaling pathway
Source: RefSeq, a predicted model, not a curated record
AGACCGUGGAGUUCAAUUAUUCUUACAAAACAGAGAAACAAAAGCUGAGCGGUCUGGUCUGAUGCGCAGCGUAACUUAACGUAACGAACGAUGCCAUCUUCCGCACCAAUCUCAUCGCCGUCUUCUCUCGCUCUCCUCUCAACCAAAACUCGAUCUCCACUCUCCUUCUUCCUCCUCACUCCCCCCAAACCCCUAAUCUUCUCCUCCACAACCAGAACCCCCGAUCUUCCUUCUUCCCUUUUCGCUUCCCGGCGACCUCGCGAUUUCAUCAACGGGAGGGAUGAGUUCGUCGACGGUGCGCGGAGCUGGAACCGGAAGAUCAGACCGGAGUACGGGUUCGACGACGAGGAUUACGAAGACGAGCACGAGGAGGAGGAAGAAGAAGAUAGAAGCUUGGAUCUUUUACUUAGGUUCGUGGAGAAUGUCUUCAGAAAGGUUUCAAAGAGAGCGAGGAGAGCCGUUAGAACAAUCUUGCCUGUUUCCAUCUCCACGAAGCUCGUGGGUUUCUCAGUGAAUGGUGUACUUAUACUUGCGUUUUUGUGGAUCUUGAAGGCCUUUCUCGAGGUAGCUUGCACACUUGGGACUAUUGUAUUUACGAGCAUUCUACUUAUACGGGGGCUUUGGGCUGGUGUAGCAUACGUACAAGAAAGCCGCAACAACAGGAUCAACGAACUCGCUGAUGACCCUCGUGCUUGGAACGGGGUGCAACCAGCUUCUUGAUUAUAAUUCGCUUUAUGCUUCAGCAGAAUCUCAAGUUUCUAGACUUUCGAGAGCCAAGAUGGGCUAAGGUUCUCCGAAGGCAAUAAAAUCACAGCUGAGUUCUGAAUCAGAAAGCAGUUACAGUGGAUGGAUGUUCAUUUGCUAUAUGUGGUGAUUUAGUAAUUAAAAGAACAAAAUGUAAUAUUUGUAGCAUUUUACUAAGUCAGCUAUGGAAGCUUGGCAUGUAGCAUUUCUUGGUUUUCUAAAUAAAUAAACGAAUAUAUAGAUCUCA